Messenger RNA from Cooperia oncophora, 3060 nucleotides. Lineage: Eukaryota; Metazoa; Nematoda; Chromadorea; Rhabditida; Trichostrongylidae. The record is from the annotation of a GenBank genome assembly.
CUGAACCAGACCGACGAGCUUAAGAACCACAGUCGCUCCAUUUUAGAUGACGAAGAGUCGAGAUGUGAUGAGCCCAUUCUGGGAGCCACCGGUGCACCACUUGAUUUGACGAGUGAUGUUGACGUUAAUGAGAGAAGAGGUCAUCAUGCCAUGGAAAAUUCCAGGCUUUCUGCUCUGCAGAAGGAUCUUGCAAAAGAAAUGAAAGUGAAAGAUGGAUUGGAGAAAUUCAUGUCAUCCAACACUUCGGCUAGCAGAAGAUAUCUGGAGGAUUCCAAAAAUAUGCUUGACACCGAUGAGCUAAAGAACCAUAGUCGUUCCGUUUCAGAUGACGAAGAGUCGAGAUGUGAUGAGCCCAUUCUGGGAGCCACCGGUGCACCACUUGAUUUGACGAGUGAUGUUGACGUUAAUGAGAGAAGAGGUCAUCAUGCCAUGGAAAAUUCCAGGCUUUCUGCUCUGCAGAAGGAUCUUGCAAAAGAAAUGAAAGUGAAAGAUGGAUUGGAGAAAUUCAUGUCAUCCAACACUUCGGCUAGCAGAAGAUAUCUGGAGGAUUCCAAAAAUAUGCUUGACGAUAGCAAAGCAAAAAUAGCUUUAUUACGUAUGCAGAUAGAGAAGAUUGCCCAUCAAGGACAUGAUAUCCAUUCGAGUAACGGAGGCAGCGAAGCCAAGUCGCAGUUGGAUAUCGUCAUUGAUGAUCUUCUUUUCCGUUUGUGGAAGGAGGCAGCGAUAAUAGAGGGUGCGAAAAAUAUGGUAAAAAUCCUUCGUGCUCAAAGAAAGACGGAUCAUAGGAGUCUCAAUGACGCCCAGCAAACUUUGAUACUUUCGGAAGAAAAACUUGAUCUCAUCUUAAUGGCGUUAAGAAAAUACAUCGAACAACUACCACCUGAGUCUAGUCGUCGUCGCGAGUUGCUAACGGAAAUGGAAGAAACCCGUAUGCCAUCUUCAUCACCUCAUGGACGUUUUGCCGAUCGUCGUUUUAGCCCUCCUGGAUCAGCACCCAGUAGCCCUCCUUCUGAAACAUCGUCUAAAACAGCUAGCCUACCACGUAGCUUGUAUUCUCGGCGACUGAGCACUUUACCACCUUCACUGGCUGUAAGUGGAAGAUUGGAGAUAAGGUUAAUAGGAUGUCAAAACCUGGUCAGUGAAGUUCCUGGACGUCUUCCUCGUGCUGAAGCGUUGGGAGCAACAGCUUCAAGUUCGCUAACCACUGAAAGUACUAGUCGUGGCAAAAUUCGCUCAUCAUCUACACGGACCCAUAGCACUGUCUCACGCCAGUCAGAUGAGGUAAUAGCUCUUCUGCGUGUAGAUAGCCGAGUCGUUGGACACACCGAAGCUCGCCCGCUUAGCCAACAGGCAUGGGAUCAGCGCUUUAGCGUCGAUCUAGACAGGUCCAAAGAACUGGAAAUAGAAGUGUUUUAUCGUGACUCUCGGUCUAUGUGCGCCUUCACAGCUGUAAAAUUGGGCAAUUUCGUAGAGCCAACAGGUCAAGCUGGAAUGGUUCUUCAGUUGGAGCCUCAUGGAGAUUUGUUUGCUGAGUUCAAGUACUUGAACCCUGUCAUCAGCCGUAAACCCAAACUCGAACGACAGAAGCGGUUGUUCAAAGUGAAAGAACGCAAGGAUAUGGCAGGUGUUAAGAAACAGCUGGGAGUUCACGCGCUAUCUCGAAUGUUGAAAGGGCGAGAAAAUGAGCCCAUCGUUGAUUACGGAACGUCUGGAUUCCAACCAGGUUAUGGAUUCCCUUCAAAGACAUCCUCUACAUCAUCGUCAACUCGUGAAGUAAUCAGAGAUCGCACGACUGUUUUUGCGGAUAGCGCGGCUAGGUUUUCGCAAGUAGCUCAACCAACGUUUGGAGGAGAAACUUCUACUACUCCACCACAUCGACAUGUGCAACAUCACAGUGAGAAUAUCCUACUACCAGGAAGUUAUCGCAGAAAGUCAGUUCCGCCUGCUGUAACCGCAAGCUCUAGCGAAGAAACAACUUUGCAUUCCCCUCAGGCUUCGGUCUCGGCCGCGCCUCUAGCACCUGCCCCACUAGUGCCAUCUAAGGGCGCCAACUUGACCGUUGACAUGUUCCGGAUGGUCAGCGUUCUUGGCAGAGGCCACUUCGGAAAGGUCGUGAUCCUUGCUCAACACAAAACGAAUUUAUCAUACUAUGCUUUAAAAAUUCUCAAGAAAGGAGAUAUUCUUGGUAGAGAUGAAGUUGAAUCUCUUAUGGUUGAGAAACGGAUUUUCGAGGUUGCCUCCCGCGCACGCCAUCCAUUCCUCGUGAACCUUUUCGGUUGCUUCCAAACGGCGGAACAUGUAUUUUUCGUUAUGGAGUACAGCAUGGGUGGUGACCUAAUGCGACACAUUCAUGACGACAUCUUCAGUGAAGAAAGGAGUUGUUUCAAUGCGGCUUGUGUUCUUCUGGGUCUAGAGUUCCUACAUAAGAACAACAUCAUUUACAGAGAUCUCAAGCUGGACAACCUGCUACUGGAUAAAGACGGUUUUGUAAAAUUGGCAGAUUUCGGUUUGUGUAAAGAAGGAAUGGGUCCUUCGGAUAAGACAAGCACCUUCUGUGGAACACCUGAAUUUUUAGCUCCGGAGGUUUUGACUGAAUCAUCGUACACGCGAGCCAUCGAUUGGUGGGGCUUGGGCGUGUUGAUUUUUGAAAUGCUGGUCGGUGAGCCACCUUUCAGUGGUGAUGACGAGGAAGAGAUUUUUGAUAGCAUCGUAAAUGACGAAGUUCGAUACCCAAGAUUCCUCUCUAUCGAAAGUAUUUCGAUUAUGCGUCGACUGAUGAGGAAGAAUCCUGAUAAGAGAUUGGGUGCAGGAGAGAAGGAUGCUGAAGAAGUAAAAAUGCAGCGUUUCUUCAAACAUAUUGAUUGGCAGUGGGAUCGACUUCUUCGCAAGGAGAUUACACCCAAAUUUAUUCCUCAAAUCAAAAAUCCUGAAGAUGUAUCGAAUUUCGACGACGAGUUCACCAAAGAGAAACCACGUUUCUCAUCCGCAAAAGAUAAGCAUAUCAUCACGGAAGCAGAUCAGCAACUCUUCUCUAAUUUUGAUUUCUCAUUAGUAAUGUGA